AUGCCGACUCCACCUCCGGCCCGGACCCCAACCCCGACUCCGCCUCCGGCGCGGACCUCGGCAUCAACAGCACCUCCGCACCCGUCCCCGCUGAGCGGGCGGUUGCGGCCGGUGGACGAGUACCUUCGGCUGCUCGGGUUGCUUCUGCGGCCGGACUGGCUCGAGUCCUGCACUGCGGCACUUUCCCCAGUUGGGGAUUUGGGAGUGGAUGAUGCCACCGGCGCCUUCUCUGUCACCACGUACGACGCAAAUCACUGCCCUGGUGAAAUGGUCACUAUACUUUGCCCUGGUGAGCUAUUUGCAAUUGAGAUCCAUACUGUUUCUAUGCUCCUACUGGUGAUGAGAAUGUUUGAUCGAGAAAAUAAGAAGUGA
Molecule: messenger RNA, 372 nt
Organism: Miscanthus lutarioriparius
Lineage: Eukaryota; Viridiplantae; Streptophyta; Magnoliopsida; Poales; Poaceae
Source: the annotation of a GenBank genome assembly